Molecule: messenger RNA, 1455 nt
Organism: Elaeis guineensis (African oil palm)
Lineage: Eukaryota; Viridiplantae; Streptophyta; Magnoliopsida; Arecales; Arecaceae
Cellular component (GO): nucleolus
Source: RefSeq, a predicted model, not a curated record
GGGUAAUGUUGUUCUUUUAUUUUUAACGAAGCUUUUUGUUUUUUGUCGAUGAGUUUUUUGUUCAUUACUGAGCAGCACGAUGACCAAGCUUCUCUAAGUUGAUUAAACUUUGGCAUAUUUGGAUAAAUAAUUUUACGUCAUAUGUUUAUGAGCAAAACCAGUUGUUGAAGUCAUUCAAAGUGCAGUGGAACUAAUCCAGUCCAAGCUACGUGGCUUGUUCAAAAUCAAACUCUCAUCUGGAUGCAUGAGAAGAAAUACACAGAACAAAACUUAUGGCUCAGAUUUCAUUCUUUUUCUUCCCUGCCAUUUUCCUACUUCACUCUUUUUUUAGGCUGAUGAGCUUUACUCCAUGAAACAUAACAUCAGGUGGCAAUAAACAACUCUUCCAACUUUUUUUUUAAAAAUCCUAAUUUGCAGCCAAAACCAGGGAGCAGGUUCAUCAGGGGGUUCAAGCUUUUCCAGAGAAGCAUCAUUACUGUGUGUCACAGCAUCAUCAUCUGAGCCAACAACAAUACCUUUUUGCUUGGUACACUGGCUCUCAAUUCUCAUCAGUCUAAAAUCAUUCUAAUUUCUUGCAAAUUUGUUUACAUAGUCCAUAGCACACCCACUAUGGUUUCAAAAACGGGUAUGAACUGCUCGUUUGGACAGAACCCGUUAACCCGAUACACUCGAACGGCUGCUGGUUCGCACGAACGGGCGGCUUCGUUUUUUACAAAAUUACCAAUCCAAUUGGGGGUUAUGGAUUGGGGCUUUCCAUCGAUCCUCGUAUCCACGCUUCAGGUGAACCGACUGUCUUCCUCGACGCACCUCCGCCCGCCGGAUCUCCAUCUCCCGCGGCGACCGCCGUCCUCCGAAACCAGUAGGUACAUGUCUGCAUAUGAGAAUGUUGUCGGUGGGAAGCUUAAGCUGAAAGGAAAAAGAUUAGAUGUCAAGGCAGGUGGGGUAAAGAAGAAAAAGAAGCACAGGCAUCAUUAUGAUCAUGAGUCACAAAUUGAAAAACAUGAGAAUCCAGCUGCCGACAUGUUUGGGGAUGGACAUCCAUCUGCUCAUGAUGACCACAUCACACCAGCUGAGAGACGGUAUCUUGAACAGAGGGAAAAGAUUGAUAUGCAUAUGCUGGCAAAAAAUCCAAGUAAAUCACAUCGCAACCAGAUUCAGGACUUGAAUCAGUAUCUGGCAAAUCUCAGUGAGCAUUAUGACAUUCCCAAAGUGGGUCCUGGUUAGCUUAAUGAACCAAUACUGAAAGCAAACUGGCCCACCUUCGGAAUUCUGUUGUGCAUUGUGGGUGGUGGUGUUUCAUUUGUCCACUUGUAUUGAGACCUUUGAAUAGAUCCCAUUUAUGUUUUGAAGACAGACCAUGCCUAUCUGGGAUGUCAGUUUUAAUGUUUGUUGAUCACUGCACAGAUGUUUAAUGGCCUUUACUAGUUUUGAUUACGAUAGAUUUCCUUUUGCAAA